CGGUCGGAAGGGUUGUAGAGGGAAAUAGAAAAAUAUUUCAGCCUGUAUCCGAGGAAGGCGCCCCGCUAAGGAGUAAGCUUUACGGCCGCUACAAUGGCCCAAGAAAACAUUUUUCUAUUCGUUCCGAAUUUGAUAGGCUAUGCGCGUAUUGUGUUGGCGCUUUUGGCAUUUUACCUUAUGCCAUCCUGCCCCACACCAGCCAUCAUCUGUUACCUCCUCAGCGCCCUUCUGGACGCGUUCGAUGGGCAUGCGGCCCGAGCCCUCAAUCAAGGUACAAAGUUUGGUGCCAUGCUGGAUAUGCUGACUGAUAGAUGUGCCACCAUGUGUCUGCUGGUCAAUCUAGCACUGCUUUACCCAUCCUACACCUUCCUGUUUCAGCUCAGCAUGAGUCUGGAUGUGGCUAGCCACUGGUUGCACCUGCACAGUUCCAUCAUGAAGGGAGCGUCUAGUCACAAGACCAUUGAUCUCUCUGGCAACCCUAUUCUCAGACUCUACUAUACCUCCAGGCCGGUACUGUUUUUCAUGUGUAUGGGGAACGAGCUGUUCUUCUGCCUUCUGUAUGUGAUGUACCACAUUGAAGAACCACAUGUGUGGUUACAAUGGCUGCUUGCAGUGUGUGGCGUGGUCUGUCUGCUCAAGUCUGGCAUCAGCGCACUCCAUCUUAUCGUAGCAUCCCGCAACAUGGCAGCUAUUGACGUGGCUGAACGGGAGAAAGAGAGGAGCAAAACACAGUGAGGAGAAUGUUGAGAGAAAAAAGGGUGUGAUGGGAGGAAGAGAGAGAGAGAGAGAGAGAAAGAGAAACGGCCAGAAAGAAGCAUGUAGAAGCAGUGAAAUAAAAGAGUGGAGGAGGAAGAGGAGGACGGAUGAAGGCCAGAUGAAUAUAUAGAUGAAUAUGGGUAAAAGGUGAAAAACUGCGGGACCUUUUAAAAGCCAUUCUUAUGAUUGCUAUUGUAUUUAGUCAUAGAUGGAUAGAGCUUAAUAUAUCUGAGAAAAUGAACUUUUUGCUCCUGUUAUUUUCGGUGGAAUUCCUUUGAUGCUGGUUUAUUUCUGUAUCUUAUAUUUUUAUCAGUUGUGAUGUUUUAUAGUUGCACUAGAAGUGUGCGUUAUCAGUAAGUUAUGCUGAUGUAUCACAAGUUGUGAUUUUAAUCAUUCUCUAAGUGCUGUUUUUUUUGUUGUUGUUUGUUUGUUUAUUUGAUUUCUAAAUAAUUAUGGAGGAUGAGGAAAUGAUUCUAUAUAAAUAUAUGUA
Messenger RNA from Chanos chanos (milkfish), 1246 nucleotides. RefSeq names its product CDP-diacylglycerol--inositol 3-phosphatidyltransferase (phosphatidylinositol synthase) (gene cdipt). The transcript is spliced from 6 exons. Lineage: Eukaryota; Metazoa; Chordata; Actinopteri; Gonorynchiformes; Chanidae. The coding region runs from base 94 to 735 and encodes 213 amino acids. Gene Ontology annotation, cellular component: membrane; Golgi apparatus. Gene Ontology annotation, molecular function: CDP-diacylglycerol-inositol 3-phosphatidyltransferase activity. Gene Ontology annotation, biological process: phosphatidylinositol biosynthetic process. The record is from RefSeq and is a predicted model, not a curated record.